Molecule: messenger RNA, 480 nt
Organism: Fusarium coffeatum
Lineage: Eukaryota; Fungi; Ascomycota; Sordariomycetes; Hypocreales; Nectriaceae
Exons: 3
Coding region: 1-480 (159 amino acids)
Source: RefSeq, a predicted model, not a curated record
AUGUUCACUGGCAAGAAGGUCCACAUCACCUCAUGCUGGAUUUCCUAUUUCCCGCCGCUUGUACUCUACAAGUACCCCAUCGUCGGCUACUUCCACUACGACGACGUUAAAUGGGAUCGUCUUGAGAACAUCCAGCCCAGAGACAAUCUCGGGAACGGUGGCAAUGCGCCCCAGUGUCUUGACCGCGGUGAAGAUGACGAUGAACAGCCCAAGCGAACUGCCUUCCCCCCGCUAUCGAAGGCCUUCGCGCCACCUGGAACCGGCCGGUCUUCAAUGGGCGGUCGGCAUGAAUACCCCACUAUUCCGGCUCCAGUCCCGGUUCUGAAGCAGGAAGCCACCGCAAAGGAGUCUUCAGGCGCGGUCUGCAAGAUUCCUGCCCUUGCCGAGCCGACUCAGUCAUAUGGCUCUUACACAGCACUGACCACCAAGGAUGAUGGUACUGAUGAGGAGGAAGACGAUGAUGAACAGUGGGGUGUUUAA